CUCACGCAGGGCCGGGCGGGGCUCGAGCGCGGUUCCCCGGCGGUGCCGGCAGGGGGCGCGGGCGCGGCCGUUCCGCCAUGGCGGAUUACGAGGCGGUGCAGCGCGGUCCCCUGCGGCUGAAGGGCAGCGGGGGGGCCCUGGGCGCCGGCAAGCGGAAGAAGAAGAAGGCGAAAGACAAGGCCCAGAUCCUGGAGCAGAUCGUGAGCAGCAAGAAGCAGGAGGAGGAAAAGAAGCGCGGGCUGGACAAGCGGACCCCGGCGCAGGUGGCCUACGAGAAGAUGCAGGAGAAGCGGCAAAUGGAGCGGAUCCUGAAGAAAGCGUCGAAAACCCACAAGCAGCGAGUGGAGGACUUCAACAGGCACUUGGAUACUCUGACUGAGCACUACGACAUUCCCAAAGUCAGCUGGACUAAAUGACCGGACUGCUUUUCACGGCUCUGGAGCUGGAGUUGUGUUUUGUUUGUAUCCAGUAGAGUUGCCAUGUAAAUCUGUCUUUUCUCCGUAUUGUCUAAUACAUCUUCCGAGCUUUUAUGACUUUA
Prinia subflava (tawny-flanked prinia) is the source of this 538-nucleotide messenger RNA. It is a transcript of the gene FAM32A, whose product is annotated as family with sequence similarity 32 member A. NCBI's taxonomy places the organism in Eukaryota, Metazoa, Chordata, Aves, Passeriformes, Cisticolidae. The transcript has 4 exons. The record is from RefSeq and is a predicted model, not a curated record. The coding region runs from base 78 to 416 and encodes 112 amino acids. Gene Ontology annotation, cellular component: nucleolus.